Messenger RNA from Lasiodiplodia theobromae, 1488 nucleotides. Its product is annotated as Allantoate permease. The coding region runs from base 1 to 1488 and encodes 495 amino acids. The transcript is spliced from 3 exons. Gene Ontology annotation, molecular function: transmembrane transporter activity. The record is from RefSeq and is a predicted model, not a curated record. Gene Ontology annotation, biological process: transmembrane transport. NCBI's taxonomy places the organism in Eukaryota, Fungi, Ascomycota, Dothideomycetes, Botryosphaeriales, Botryosphaeriaceae. Gene Ontology annotation, cellular component: membrane.
AUGGCAGCCGCGCAAACAAAGUCGUUCAACGUACGUGUGGACCCAUCCACUACAAUUACCGAUGGAGAUGAACCAGAUACACAAAUCAGCAAGAAAGCCCCCGAGCGUCAUGGUUGGCUGCACUGGCACGACCCUGGUACUUCCAAAGCUGAAAAAAGGCUUAUUUUCAAACUCGACUGGUUCCUACUGAGCUUUGGAUGCCUUUGUUUCUUCAUCAAGCAGCUGGAUGGGAACAACAUCUCCAAUGCCUACGUUUCCGGCAUGAAGGACGAGCUUGGAUUUGGUCCAGGCAACGAGCUGAGCUGGAUGAACACCUUUUUCAACAUUGGCCAAAUUGUCGGCGGCCCUUGGGUCAACCUGGUCAUAUCCGUUGUCCGUCCUCGAUACUGGCUCACCUCCUGCCUCCUGAUUUGGUCCAUUUUCGUCCUGUUUCUUUACAAAUGCAACACGGCAAAACAGUUUUAUGCUUUGAGAUUCUGCAUUGGUCUCUUUGAGUCUGCCGCGUGGCCAGGAAUCCAGUACGUGCUCGGAUCGUGGUACAAGAAGUCGGAGCUGGCCCGGCGCAGCUCUCUAUUCGUCAUGUCCGGCGUACUCGGCCAGAUGUUUUCAGGGUACCUGCAGUCCGCACUGUACAAAGGGAUGCAAGGAAAAGGUGGCCUCUCUGCAUGGCGUUGGCUUUUCAUCUUCGAUUUCCUGCUUAGCAUUCCGGUUGUUAUAUAUGGACUUAUUUUCUUUCCUGACACUCCCCAAACCACCCAAGCAUUCUACCUCACCGAGUGGGAAAAGAAAAGGUCCAUCGAGCGCAUAGAUUCGGAAGGCAGGUCGCCAGUGGGGAAGUUCGAUUACACGGUCUUCCGAAGAAUCUUCAUGUCCUGGCAGCUCUACACGUUCUCUCUAGCCUGGUUCCUAUGGUCUUUCACAGCGGGCUCCUACAUCAUCCAAUUCUUCCAGCUCUGGCUGAAAGCAGAACACUACCCCGUGACGCAGAUCAACAACAUCCCGACCGCCCUCGGAGCCGUCAACUUCUUCUUCAUGAUCUCGACCGGCAUCGUCUCGGACAAGCUCGGCCGCCGCGGUCCGGUCGCGCUGGCCGUGGGCACGCUGCUCGCGCUGUGCUACGCCGUUUUCGUCGUCUGGCACGUCCCGUCCAAGCUGAAGAUGGCCGCCUUCAUCCUGUCGGGGUGCUACGGGUGCUUCUCCCCGCUGCUCGCCGGCUGGGCCAACAGCGUGUGCGGCGGCGACCAGCAGUUGCGGGCGUUCCUUCUCGGCUUCAUGAACAGCUUCGGCAACGGGCUCGUCAUCCCGUACCAGCAGUACGUCUUUCCGAGCUCGAAAGCGCCUCAGUUUGCUGGCACGCACGCGUGGACGUCGGGGCUGGUCUUCGUUGUUUUGUUGACGCUUGCGUGCGGGUUUGGGAUUGAUUUUGUUCAGGGCUUCUUUGAGAAAAGGAAGGACACUACUGGCGAAGAUCACUCUGACGAAGCUUGA